Dissoconium aciculare CBS 342.82 is the source of this 447-nucleotide messenger RNA. RefSeq lists its product as uncharacterized. The transcript has 2 exons. The record is from RefSeq and is a predicted model, not a curated record. The annotation marks the transcript as partial. NCBI's taxonomy places the organism in Eukaryota, Fungi, Ascomycota, Dothideomycetes, Mycosphaerellales, Dissoconiaceae.
CCAAUCACACGCAAGCUAUUCCCACAGCCAGUUUCAGACCAUUCUGUAAUCCUCGGAGUAUCCAAAAGCGCCAUGCUGCGAACUUGCUUUCGUCUGGGCGAAGCGCUGAAUGCAGGCUGUCAUGGCACUCGGCACAACGAGAACAUUAUCCUCGAACUAUAUGCACGCGUGACAGAAUCAUGGCGUGAUGGCCUGCCAUGGCGAAAGCAGCAUUUUGUACUGCGGGACCUCUACCAUGAUAAGCCGCCGCAUCUCCUUGCCCUCUAUGGACAUUGGAGCCAAGGCCAGCUAUGGGCUGCCGAUAGUGAAGUAUUCCUCCAUGCCGCUAAGGCCAGGGUCAUUGGCACGAUGAAACGCGAUGGUAUGCAAUGGAGACUCCAGAUUCUAAGCAUUUGGGAGGCAAGCUGGGAAGACAUCAGGUGUGUCGCAGACGUGUGUUGCAUUUGA